Penicillium alfredii is the source of this 2460-nucleotide messenger RNA. Its product is annotated as NCBP1 family protein. Gene Ontology annotation, biological process: nuclear-transcribed mRNA catabolic process, nonsense-mediated decay; mRNA export from nucleus. Gene Ontology annotation, molecular function: RNA cap binding; mRNA binding. Gene Ontology annotation, cellular component: nuclear cap binding complex; nucleus. The record is from RefSeq and is a predicted model, not a curated record. Lineage: Eukaryota; Fungi; Ascomycota; Eurotiomycetes; Eurotiales; Aspergillaceae. The transcript is spliced from 7 exons. The coding region runs from base 1 to 2460 and encodes 819 amino acids.
AUGGCCGAGUACGACCGUCGGAACCACGGCUACCGCGGUGGGCGCAAGCGGCGCUACCGAGAUGAUGAGGACUAUGAUCGCCGUCCUCAAAGACGAAGAUAUGAGGAACCGCCGGUUGUCCAGGUCCGUCGGCAGCUGUUAACAGUCGCCGAAUCGGCAGCUCGGAGAGUGGAGGAUGACGUUGAGGGCAUCGCAAAGUCCGUGGUGGAGAAUUAUGAGGAUGAGGAAAUGCGCGAUACCUUCAUCAAUAUCGUCCUUGAUCUUGUCUUGGAGCAGCCGAUGAAGAUCCCCUUUGUUACCGCGACGGUCUUGGUUGCGCACAGCCUAAAGCUCGAGCUUGGAGCGGAGGUACUGAACAAGGCGGGCAACGCGUUGCAGAGGUACAUUGACACCGGGGCGUGGCGUGAAGUGAAGCUUCUACUUCGCUUCCUUGGUAUUCUUCAACCUGUUUACGAGGGAGAAGGGAUCUUCCCGCUUCUGGAGGAACUGUUCGCUCGUGCCGUCGACCUACAGACGGCGUCUUCAGAAGACUUGCUCGGUCUUGAGCUCGUGAAAAUCAUCUUAUUUACCAUUCCCUACGUGAUGUCGUCUCCUGCGACUGGGUUCGAAACACAGGCUUCUGCGCUUCUCGAAAAGACGGAUAUUAUUGCAUCCACUCCUCACGCUCUCGUGGAUCUAGUGAAUACAUUCAGCCCCGAAGAGGACAAGCCCGCUGCUGGUCAAAGCGUUAUCAGUUUGCUCCAGACUCAGCUUCAAGAAGAGGCCAGCCGGGGUUGGAAGUUGAACUGUCUUCCUCGCCCGUGGAAUGACUUGCGGGACGGAGAGACCGGUGAACCUAAGUCCUUUUAUGUGGCGGCAAAGGUUGCCUUCCCUCAAAUCACUGUUCCCAGUCCGGUGCAAAAUGGGACACGUGCUCUCUUCCCUGAGGUCUAUCUCUCAGUCUUUGCUUCGCAGGAUGUCGAAACGGUGCCCCCUACAUCAGACAUCGCGUCAUCGCUCUUGAGGGAUGUACUGGUCGAUACGAUCAAUCUCCUGGACUUUAACCGGGUUGCAACGGCCAAGUUCCUGAUUGACGUCGACUGCUACUUUACUCCUCACACCUUUGUGAAGCGCGCAACACCCUUUGAUCGAAUGCGCGAUUUGGAAAGCCAGGACUUGGCUUGGAAACCGGAGGAUGUGGCUGUCGAUGCCGUGUUCUCGCAGUUGUUCCAGCUGCCAACGCCAGAGCACAAACUGGUGUACUUCCACGCUCUAUUGACGGAAUGCUGCAAGGUUGCUCCUGCGGCUAUUGCGCCCAGCUUGGGCCGUGCCAUCCGGUUCUUGUACAACAGUCUCGAGACCAUGGACUUGGAAUUGAGCCACCGUUUCUUGGAUUGGUUUGCUCAUCAUCUGAGCAAUUUCGGCUUCACGUGGAAGUGGAGCGAGUGGAUCGAUGACCUCGAGCUCCCGGUGGUUCACCCAAAGAUGGCAUUCAUCAUCGGUGCGCUGGACAAGGAGAUUCGAUUGAGUUUUGCACAACGCAUCAAGGGAACGCUCCCCGAUCCCUAUAGGCCAUUGAUCACAGAGGGCAAAGAGAAAGAUACGCCCGAGUUCAAAUAUAUGGCUGAGAUGGCCCCCUACUCCAAGGAGGGACAAGAGCUCAUGCAACUCAUUCGCAAGAAGACAAGUGAUGACGAACUCCAGCCGGUCAUUGCAUCCAUCGAAGAACAGGCCAAGGGGCUGGGAGUUGAAGAUCCCAAGGUUCCCUCCACAGACGCUCUGGUAACGUCGAUUUGCUUCGUGGGAUCCAAGUCACUUUCACAUGUUCUGUCGUGCAUCGAGCGGAACAAGGACCGGCUUCUGGCGAUCGGUACAGAGUCGCCGCGUGCACGCUGCCAGAUCAUAACCUCCGUUAUGGAGUACUGGGUAGAUCAGCCCGGCGUCGCCAUCAACAUCAUCGACAAGCUGCUCAACUACACUAUCCUCAGUCCACUCUCGGUCCUCGAGUGGGCUCUGUCCGAGUCCAUCGCCGCAGGUACCACCCUGGCCAAGACCCAUGUGUUCGAAAUGAUCUCCGCAACGGUUGGCAAGGUUACCAACCGCAUGCGUCAAAUCGUCGCUGCUCGUACCCAGCCCAGCCUGUACGAGCCCCAGUUAAGUGUCCUCGGCGAGACUCUGGCCCGUGAACGUACCGACAUGCAGGCUCUCUUCAAGUUUAUUGAGGAUUCUAUCAUCUCUGUCGCCACCGGCAGCAAUGACGAGCUGAUGGAACGCGGUGACGGCAGCGGCGACCUGCCCGAGGACGCCAUCAUCCGCCAGUGGGGCCGUCGCUGGUUGCGCGUCUUCCGAAGAAAGGCUGCCGUCGAGGAAUCUUUCAUUACCGACGCCCUCGUGCAUGCGAAUCCCGUUGGUACCGUGGCUCCGCCAACGGGUAGUUCGACGGCUGCGGAUGGGGAUCUCGACAUUGCCGAUGCUGAGUAG